AUGACAGAUUUGAAGGUUAAUCGUCUACAAGAUGAGCUCUCGUCUCAAGAUGACAGCCCGGCCGCUCCUGCGGUAGAAGAGAAAAAGAUCCCCGUGGAUAUUACCGCCGACUCUUCAGUGGAUGUGGACAAUGGGGAAGAGGAGGAGGAUGAUGAGAAGAUCCAUCAUCCAGCCAACCAGGAUGAUAUUUUAACACACACCCUUCACGUUAAAGAUGAUCCAACGUUGAACUGUUUCACAUUCCGUACCUGGUUUUUGGGUAUCGGUCUCGCGGUUUUUGGUGGCACCAUUUCUUCUAUUUACUAUUUCAAACCCCAAACCGUUGUGGUGUCGACCGUCUUCGUUGCCGUCCUUGCAUAUCUCCUCGGUGAAGGUUUGUCGAUAAUUAUUCCAAGAAAAGGAUUGAUUGGGAAGUGGUUCAAUCCUCAUCCGUUCAACGUCAAGGAGCAUCUGGCGAUUAUCGUCAUGGCCAACUCGGCCAGUACCGCCGCCCUCGGUAUCGAACUUUUGGCCGUGGAGCGACUUUAUUACGAUUCCAAACUCAACGGGGCAAUGUCGAUUUUCCUAUUAUUCUCCUCCCAGAUGCUGGGUUACGGAUUUGGUGGAUUGAUGCGCAAGACAUUGGUCUACCCCAAGAGCAUGAUGUGGCCCCAGAACCUCCCCGUGAAUAACAUGCUCGAAACUUUGUAUCGCCCUCGCUCCGUGACUCGGGGACCUCUCAAGGUCUUCGGCAUUGCAUUUACCCUCAUCUUUCUCUGGGAGAUUGUUCCCGAGUGGAUCAUGCCAAUUCUUACGGGAGUGAGCAUCUUUUGUCUGGCCAACCAGAAAAGUGCUGUCUUUACUAACGUGUUUGGUGGUGCGAGUGGAAACGAAGGAAUGGGACUGUUUUCUCUCUGCCUUGAUUGGGAUUACAUUUCCGGAGGUUACUCUCCACUUUUCUAUCCCGUUGACAGUCUAAUUAGCCAAGGAGUUGGCGUGAUUCUGUGCAUCGCAGUGUUUUCUGGUGUUUACUACGGUAACAUAUGGGAUGCACAGAAUUUCCCCUUCUUAUCCCAAGUUCUUUUCAGUGAAAACUCCACAAUGGCAAACCAGCUUCAAUGGAACCAAACUUUGGUCAUUGGCUCCGACAAUCGCAUCAACCAAGACGCCUUGGCUACGGUGGGGCUGCCAUGGUUUGCGGCCACCUACGUUAUCAACAUCUUGACCUCCAAUAUGUGCAUAUCCGCAGGUAUUGUUCAUAUGUUCCUCUGGAACUGGACCGAAAUGAAAACUGUUCUGAUGAUCUUCCAUUGGAAGAAUCUCUCACAAAGACUCAACCCUAAGAAUUGGAAUCUAACCUUCUGGCGAGAAGAAGCGAAGCCUGACCCCGUGGAAGAGCAUUAUGACCCGCACUACAAGCUGAUGCUGAGCUAUAAGCCGGUUCCAGACUGGUGGUAUAUUUGUGUUCUGAUACUCUCCGUGGUUGUAGCUCUCAUCUGUCUCUACAAAGGAGAUUCCACUCUACCAUGGUGGGGUUUCUUGGUCUCAUGCUUGGUAGCAUGGUUGUUUUUGCUGGUUUUUGGCUCCAUGCAAGCGACAACUGGCAUUGCAUUCAUCAUUCAACCCAUCGUCCAAUUGAUUGGAGGAUAUAUUCAACCUGGAAAUCCAGUGGCGAACAUGUACUUCACGCUUUUUGGCUAUAACUCUGUAACACAAGGCUCUCUACUGUGUCAAGAUCUCAAGCUCGCUCAAUACGGCCAUCUAGCACCUCGAGUCACCUUCACUAUGCAAAUGAUUGGUACCUUCAUUGGCGCCAUUUUCAACUAUAUCAUGAUGAACAGCAUUGUUACAAAUCAACGGGAGAUUCUCCUCUCAGUGGAGGGCACCAACAUCUGGUCUGGUCAACAGCCACAGCAGUACAACACUUUGUCCGUUGCAUGGGGAGGUCUAGCCCACGAGCUGUUCUCAAUUGGCUCCCGCUACCAGUGGUGCAGCAUCAUCAUUAUCGUUGGCUUCUUUGUGCCACUGCCUUUCUACUUCCUCCACAAGCGGUUCCCAUCCCUUGGGCUGAAUAACGUGAACACGUCUGUCAUGAUCUACUAUUGCUCGUACCUUUGUGUGGGUAUCAACUCGUCCAUCAUGUCGUUCUUUAUCAUCGGCUUUGGAUCUCAGUGGUACUUGAGACGCUACCACCCCAACAUUUUCAUCAAGUACAACUACCUGGUAUCGGCCGCGUUGGAUGGUGGUACCUCGAUCAUCGUUUUCAUCAUGUCAUUUGCAUUGUUCGGGGCGGCUGGAAACUCGGUCUCCUUCCCUACCUAUUGGGGUAAUAAUUCCAACGGGAACUAUGACCUGUGCCUCUAUACUGAUUAA
Molecule: messenger RNA, 2352 nt
Organism: Penicillium verhagenii
Lineage: Eukaryota; Fungi; Ascomycota; Eurotiomycetes; Eurotiales; Aspergillaceae
Product: OPT family oligopeptide transporter
Exons: 4
Coding region: 1-2352 (783 amino acids)
Biological process (GO): transmembrane transport
Molecular function (GO): oligopeptide transmembrane transporter activity
Source: RefSeq, a predicted model, not a curated record